AUGUCAAGGCGUUCCCUACUCAGAAAUGGACGCAAACCGUUUAAGCGAAGCGAGCAGUAUGUUAUCACCUUAAAAGCCAAAAUACCCCUCGUCCCGAGCGCCUACUAUGCCGACAACACAAACUGUCACUGUCCAGCGCUGCCAUGUCAGGCUAACUUCCGCCUAGCUGCUCACAAAAGGCCACAACGUUCAUUGUGUGCCAGUUGCCGAAGUGAACGGUCGGAGCAGCUUUUCGUACAAGUGCACGCAGAACAGCACAAAGCGAGAAGUGCACAAUCCGUCGGUUCCGAAGUUCGUAAGUGCAAUUACUCCGUGCGAUUAACCGAAAACGAUGCUGAUUAUCAGUUGCAUCUUCCACAGCAAAUAAUAACAUCAAGCCGGCACGCACGAAUUCUGCGGGAGCACACCCGAGCACAAAGGGGUGACACGUGGACGGUCAGGAUACUACGACCGACUGUGCCAGGCCGCUCGAACCGCACACCAACAGCCAGGAUUCGUUUCUCCAUACUGGGGCAGCAAUCGUUUCGACUGUUUCGUACGCAUCUCCCGAUAGAGAAACAGAAUCGCCAAGCCCGAAAAGGACCAUCAGCUGUAGAAGCCUUUCCUUCGCCAAGCCAACGAGCCCCGUCACAGGGGCUUUGUUGCACAUCCCACAAUUUGCGGCGGAGCAACCGACAGUUGGGCACGAGAAUUGACCCGUGGACGUCGAUCGAGCAUCGAGUUUCGGCUCACGUGCUGGUGGAACCAACCGGCAAGAGUGAGCACCAGAAGAGCCUCGUGGGGAUCCGCAGCACGGCAGGCAGACGGAUCAGUUGUCGGCGAGGCUGAGGUCGAUUGGCCAACGAAUUUGCGUUUGCAAGAGACCAUGGGAACGGUGGUCUAACGCAACACUAGGGCGAGCAGCCAGGCAUGUGGAUCCGUGGUCGAAGCUCAAUCCCACGGUCGGUGAGCGAUACUCUUUAGAUUAAGUAAAAAAUUGAUCUAGAAUAAGAGAGAUGAGUAGGGACAGUUAGGCUCUCCAAUAAUGAGCAAUAAAUGACAAUGUCACACUAAAUUUGGGCUGCGCACAUUAUCGUAUUUUGAGCAAUUCCCGAUCCCUAGUGAGGGCAGAGCUUUUUCGAAUAACAAGUUUUAGCUGGUAUAUAUCCCAAAUGUUGUCGCGGGAUUUCUUUUGAGAUUUCUCGGAGCUUCUGAGAGAAAGAUUCCUCCCGGUGUUGAUUCUGGGAUGUCUCAGAGUUUUUCUAAAUUUAUCCUGGACUUUCUCCUUAGAUGUUUUAGAGAGUCUUCUGGGAUUUCUGCAGGACCUUAUGCUGGUGUUUCUUAUGAAGUUCGUUCCGUGAUUUUUUUUCGGAUAUUUUCCAAGGCUUUUCCUUGUAGUUGAUUAUCUUAUUUCUUGCAGUGACCUGAGAUUAUUUUUUUUUACAGAUUUUCAUAUUUCCAGAGCUCUUCCUGGAACCUCUACCUGAAAUUAUCCCGAGAUUCUGGAUGCUCCUCUUUUGAAUUUCUUCAAAAAUUACUCCCGGAGUUCUUGCUGGAUUUUUUCCAAGAGUUUUUCUCGGAAUAUCUUCUGGGAUAACUUACGUGAUUUCUUGUAAGAAAUUCUUCCUUGAGAAGUAUCUGAAGGAAUCUCUGCCAAAUUUUGCGAAAAUCUUAGCAAUGACUUAUCGAGAGGAACUAAGGAAGAAAUCCUGAGAGAAAAUGGGAUGUCUCGGGAAAAAGUUCUGGGACCAAUCCCAGGAGGAAAUAUUAAGGAAAUUUAGGGAGGAUCUCUGAAAACCUUUAAAAUUAAUCCCGAGAGAAACUACGUGUGAAAUCCCGCAAGGAAAUCCACGAGGAAUAUCUGAAAACUGCCUUGGGAAAAAUAUCCCUGGAAGAACUUUUGCAAAAAUCCCUAGAGAAACUCUUGGAAAACGGUCCCGGAACCACUAAGAGAAAUUCCUGGAAGAACUUAGGAAAACAUUUGGAAAGAUCUACAGGAGGAAUCCAGCGAGAAACUCUGAAAGAAAAUCCGGGGGGUAUGUACUCUAGCAAAAUAAUACGUAAAUAGUUAACAGAAUAUCAGAAACGCGUAAAAACCUCUGGAUGUACUUGGGAAAACUGGUGAAAGCCAAGAAAGAAAACCUUUGAUAAUUUCAAGAGAAAACUCUGCGAGAAACUGGAAAUGAAUUUGAAGGAGGAAUUGUGGACGGAUUUGAAGGAAGAAUCAUGGGUAGAAUUUCAAAAUCUCAACAUUACUACACCACCUGCACAGUACAAACAUCCAAGUUCAAAUUCAAAACUGUGUAUGGAAUUUAACUGUCAUAUAUGACCCUAUGACCCCAUAGCAGUCCCAUAUUUGCUGGAUUUCCUAUUCAUAUGGGACAUUUAUGCGAUAAUUGGCAGUAAAGUCUGGAAUUACUGAUUGAACUCCCGAAUGUUUUUUUUCCUGAUUUUUUAGAGUAUUUGGAUGUCAUUGUAGGUGGAAAUAUCAGAGCAUUUUUUUUUCUGGCAAUUAACCCAAAAGAACCUUGGGAAAAGUUUAGAAAUACCUAAUCCUCGACCGAUUUUUCCAUUAUUUUCGAAAGAUUUUUGUUAAACAGUUCUUUAAAGAAUGCAGCGAUUUAGUGGAAUCUCUUGAAUAAUAAAUCUUGCAAAUUUUUCUUUAAAUUUUUAUUUUAAGUUUUGAGGAUAUUAUUGUAUUUUUUUUUUUGAAGUACAGAAAUUUUAUAAAAAUUAGGCUAAUUUUUGAUUCAAUAAUAUUUAAAAUUUCCCUCUGGAAAAACCUGGAAAACUCAGGGAAUUUUAUUUUGUCUUAUGAGUCGACACCCUGUAACAGCUGAUCAAACAUUACUCCGAACUUACGAGAAAUAAGUCAACUUCCCAGUCGAACCUCUACAGGUGGUGUCCAUAAAUUGCAGAACUUCGCGCCUGUCUAAGAGCUCGCACCGAUGAGUGUAGAAUGGAGCGAAGUGAGGCCUACAGGGCGGCAAAACUGGUACUGAACAAAGAGAUUAAGGCACGUAAGCGGGCGUGCUUCGAAAAUCUCGGCCAGACAGUCAACAUGACCCCUUGGCACAGACAAACAGACAUACUACUUAGAAGAAAAUUGCUUCAAAAACAUCGUUUGGCAUCUCACUAGCACCCUCUAUAAUGCUCAAUCCGAAGCAUUCAUUUGCAGGUGUUGUUUCCCUCGGCUCGAUGUAACAAUUUUGCAGGUGACGACUCCCCCGUGACGACAUCCAUUCAUAAAACAUGAAUGAAGGUUCAUCUUGGAGUCAUUUUAUGUAAACAUUGAUCGGCGUCGCGUUCAUUUCUCUCCAAGAUUGAGAGGUGAUGUAGGCACAGCAGCGCCACCAUGACACAUGCGAGCACAGUCCGAACCACAUUAUAUUUUCAAAAUGACCGUUAAAUCGUGCGAUGAUUGCGAUUUGAGUAGUAUGUCUGUUUGU
Molecule: messenger RNA, 3428 nt
Organism: Aedes albopictus (Asian tiger mosquito)
Lineage: Eukaryota; Metazoa; Arthropoda; Insecta; Diptera; Culicidae
Exons: 5
Coding region: 1-828 (275 amino acids)
Source: RefSeq, a predicted model, not a curated record